AGCUUAAACGCGAGUUAGUCUCACUGGAACCGCCAAGUUUUAAACGUUGCAAGAAGUUUGUUAUAUACGGUGAGUGACACUGUCAGGGACUGUGAGAAGUGUGUGCGUGUAUGAGACACUUUGCAGAGACACUCAGGGAGGAAGAGUGAUUCUGACUGUGUUUGAAAGACGACGUGAAUUAUUGCCAUGCACUCAGGCAGGUGAGUGCCUCUUCAGAGUGCUUGUAGGAGUGACAGUGUCCACCACGCGACACACUCAAAGAUAAUAUCUAAAAUCUCGAGGAAGAGGAUCCUGUUACACAAGGUGCAGUACAUGAAAAUUACACCGUUCAGAUGGAAGGAUAAUCAAGUUCCUUCCGUGACCUUCGCCCUGAGGCUAAUUUUGUGAGACGAGGAGUAACUUGGCCAAAUGUGACUGCAGGAUUAAGUUGCAAGUAGCUGCUGCUGGUAGUAUUGGUCAUCUCUACUGUGUUGACUGUCCCUGCGUCUCACACCCGCACCUACUCCUCACUGGCGUCUCACACCCGCACCUACUCCUCACUGGCGUCUCACACCCGCACCUACUCCUCACUGGCGUCUCACACCCGCUCCUCCCCUCACUGGCGUCUCACACCCGCACCUACUCCUCACUGGCGUCUCACACCCGCCUCCUCCUCACUGGCGUCUCACACCCGCACCUACUCCUCACUGGCGUCUCACACCCGCACCUCCCCCUCACUGGCGUCUCACAGCCGCUCCUCCUCCUCACUGGCGUCUCACACCCGCACCUCCUCCUGGACUCUCACUGGACUCUCAUAUAUCACCAUCUAAUUGCACGGCUCAUUUAAUAUUCUUGAGCAUCUAUACAACAUUAAAGACUCGUAUUUAUGACCACUGCUUCACAAAACUUGAUAGCUCUUUAUUAGCCAGUGAGAGACAAAAUGUGUACCCCGAGAGACUAACGUCCUAGCAGAAAUGCUGAACAUUAAAGGAAGACCUUACAAGAUGGAAUGGUGGAUGAAGGUGACGUUGUUGACGGCACUACUGGCUGCUCUCCCUGUCCUGGCUAAGAGACCGCGAAGACCAUCCAUGUUAGGCAGCGCGUCGGAAGGUUGUGGACGGGAGGUGGUGAGCGUGGUGCCAGAUCAACAAGUAUGGUUGGUGUCCCCUGGCCACACCGUCCCUGGUGUCACCAAUGGCUCUCAGCACACCUGUACCUGGGCGGUCAAGGCUCCGGCAGGACACGGUGUGUUGGUGGAGAUAGUCAGACUAAGUCUGCCCAGGUCCCGUCGCUGCAUCGGUAGCAGACUGCAGAUUCUGCCAGGGCUGUCAGCAGACCAGGGCUAUACCAGGCCGCUUGCCAAGUUCUGUGGACGGACACCCAGAACAAAGUUAUGGAAAACAACGUUCUCUGAGGUGGAUAUUGAAUACAGGAACAGCAAAACCGGCGGUCUAAAAGUGAAGACCGGAGGGAAAGACCCCAGAAGCAAUGCAUUUCAAAAUCUUAACUCUAACAACAGAAACAGAACACAUCCAUCGUCACGUCCUUACCCCAGAAGACCUUUGGCAUCCACUAGAGCCGAGAAACUAGAGCGGAUCAAGGCCCUACAACGAUUAUAUCAACUCAAAAGACAGGGAAAUAAUCAGUCCCAGACAGAGAGGAGCCUCAAGCAGCCCACGCAGAGCAGAAGGCGUUAUUAUCAAUACCAACAGUCCAAUAGUCGACGUUUCUACAGACAUCUAAAUGCGUCUACAGAUAGCUUCUCAGAUCUCCCUGUCAGCCACAACCUGCUAGUGGAUGGUGAUCGUUAUGUGUACGAUCUAGAGAGCAAGACAUAUGGGGCCGUAUCAGACCAUCCCAAAGCAAAGACUGUCAGACUUCUCAGUGUUGGUGAACCCUCCUGGAUUAACUCCAAUUUCAUCAGCCACGACGGGAUAAACAAUACUGAUAUUAUCCACUACAUGGAAGAGCCGAUCACGGUGCAGGAAACUCUUCAACGUCAUAAGAAGAAAAAUUCGAAAAAGCCCAAGAAAUCAAAGCGAAUUAAAUUCCUCAGCGAGUUGAUUAAUGCUUCUCCAGGAGAGUCGACUGAGAGACACCCGAGGUCCCCUCAGGCGGAGUCAGAAACUGACCGCCGGAGCAAUGGCCGCCAAAAGAACCAUCGCGCGCGAUACCAUAUCACCCGCGGUCGUAAUAAUUCACGUAGACAGCAAUACAGAGUCACUAUCACUAACCAUAAGCGUCCCAGCUCUGGCAGAAAAGUCCCCGCACUACCACGCAAGGCGCUGGAUACCAUCCCUUAUCACUCUCGAGGACGUAAUGAAAUUAUUCCUCAAAAGCCCACCAAACCCAAUAUUCAUGGCGGCGGGAAGCAUCCGUAUACCCCCAUGAAGAACUUUGGAUAUAAACAUCCCAUAGACGAGCAGAGGCCAGAGGUGCCAAGUCAACCUGUGGAAGGAAGCAGUGCAAAGAGACCAAAGGAAUAUUUUGUAAUUAAGGUUUCUGCCUUCCGGAGCGGGUGUGGAGGUAAGGUGAGGGAGGAGAAAGGAAGAUUCUCCAGCCCUGGAUACCCGCGUAAGACAGGUGGCAAGACUUCCUGCUUCUGGAGGUUCAAGACUCCUGCUGGGAGUCACUGGAAGCUGGAGUGCAAGGAUUUCCGUAUCCGCAAGUCUGAACAGUGUCUACGCGAUCACCUAGCCAUCAGAAUCAACGAUGCUGGCUGGUCAAGGUACUGCGGGCGGGAGGGACCCAGUUUAGCCCUCACCUCCUCCCACCAGGCUUCCGUCGACGUUGUUCUCAACACCUUCAGGAACAACUCUGCCAGAAUCUACUGCUCCUGGGAUACCACGCGAAUAGAUGAAGCGGAACAACAGCAGCAUCACAACUACGGUAGAUAUUGGAGCUACAACCUCACCCGUGCCACCACAACUACCACCACCACCACUACAACCACAACCACAACCACCACUCCGCCACCUGUAGCAUCGCCAGCUAGGUGGAGCUGCCAAGACUACACCCGCUUGACGGCAGAACACACCAUGUGCAAGUCUACACCCUCCACCUGCUCCAUCUACCACGAGGGUGUCACUAGACACGACAUGGCGGCCAUCGUAGAGACGCACAACAAGUACCGGGCCAAGGUGGCCCGCGGGGAAGAGGGCGAGGGACUGCCCGGGCCACAGUACUCGGCUUCAGACAUGCAGGAACUGGCUUGGAACGACGAGCUGGCUCAGGUGGCUCAAGCCUGGGCCUCGGCAUGUCCAGAUUACCACGACUGCCAUGACUGCCGCCGAGUUCUCUCCAGAGACUACUACGUGGGCCAGAAUAUCUUCUACGAGUGGAGUAGCAGCAACCCCGGCUCUGUCUGGGACACAGCCGUCAGGCUCUGGUACGAGGAGGUCAAGUAUGUCCCUAACUACCUUACUACAAACUUCAGGUCGAUGGAUCACGCAGUUAUCGGACACUACACACAGUUGGUAUGGGCUAACACUAGGGAGAUAGGCUGUGGUGCAGCCUACCAUGACUGCACAAAGGAAUUUAAAGGUCGCUUGUGGAAGCUUAAAUGCAAGAUCUACGUGUGUAACUACGGCCCCACUGGUAACUACCUCAAAAAGCCUAUGUAUAGCAUUGGACCAGCCGCCUCCGCCUGCCCAAACAACUCUCGCCCAUCACUGGAGUUCCCUGGACUCUGUACUUCCCACUGACAAGUUUUUCGGCCUAUGUAACUUCCUCGGUUGUCUACGUAUUCCACUAGCAAAUGUCUCACUCUCAGUGUCCACCAGCUUCUGAACCACUGCCGAGUCCACCACUCAAAAGUGUCUAUCGCUAUAAAUGUUAACAUCAAAGCUGGGUUUUAAAAGUCGUAUUUGUACAGUCAUUAAUGUGCCUUUGCGAUACAGAGACUAAAAAGGCACAAUACCGUGAGUGGAACAAUACACAAAACGCACAUAGGAGAAUGAGACUUGUGACGAUGUUUCGGUCUCACUUGCACCAUUAAUUAGUCACGAACUAGUUAAUGGUCCAAGUGACUAAUUAAUGGACCAAUUCGGACCGAAACGACGACACAAGUUUCAUUCUUCUAUGUGCUGGUUCUAUGUAUUUCACGAUACAAGUUCGUCAGAGAACAGUGUUGGUGCUGUACCUGUGAGGCGACCACUUCGAGUGAAGUCACGCUAGUUAACAAUUAAGAAAAAAAAUCAAUACUUUUAAUUGGAAUAGACCGAAUACAAUCGUGAUGUUGGAGACACAUACAAUAACAUUACUAAUGUGGCAAAGAAAUUUUUGAAAUUGAAGUGUAUUGUGUUUAAUGUUGGAAUGAAGUGCAUUUUAUUUUACAAGAAGGUUGUAGCUAUGGUGCUCACUCCUCCGCGAGGCUCCAGCUCUUGUCCUCCAAUGGCAAUAUUCAGAAAUUUCUUAAUGGCCAUUAAGACUAAUUGACGAGACAAAAGGGAUUAUUAUUAUUAUUAUAAUCAAGGGGGAAGCGCUAAACCCGGAGGAUUAUACAGCGCCUGGGGGGGGGGAUGUGGAAGGCAUUCAGGCUUAAUUCGGGGAACUGGAGCACAGAUCCAAUUCCCUAAAUCAAGAGCCCCUCACCAACAUCAAGGAACCUUCCUUGAGGGGAGAGAGAGAGACAAAAGGGAACAAUUACUGGUGGAAUAUUAGCUGCGAGUGAAAUUCACUACAUGUGUAAAGAGUGAAAAAUCUAGUGGCAAUAUUUUAGACUAGUGGAGAGUCAGCCAGACGUAUUUCCUGGAUGAACUACUUGUUAAAGGAAAUAUUUUAAGCAUGUAGUGAUGAACAGUUCCUAGUUUUGGAUCGUUAAUUCAGCUAGGACACUGUUUUUAUUUGUGCUAUCUGUACCUGUUCAGUCACAGGAAACUGAGUAAUUUCUUUUGACCGUUCAGGAUUCCGAUUCACUGAAUGCAUUCAACAAUUUCUCUCGGAGUCUAUAAGUGUCCCCGUCUUUAUCUUCUCUUCUAGAAAAAAAUAUAUGGGAGAAAUGCACACACUCCCAUGACGACCAAGUGCUUUAGUGAAGCCGAUUUUCAGAUGUAAACUGAGACUUAGUGAACACAAGGCACCUGAUACCAUGUUGCGUAUUUUUCUUGACAGAUGUGAUAAUUAUCUUGUGUAACUCAUGGAGCUUUUACACUGGUGUGAAUAUAGCGUUUCUUGACAAACUGUAUCCAAGUUGCAUAGACAGCAGUGAACAAAAGAAACACGUUACCAAAAAAAAAAAAUUAAGUGGGACAACGUUUCGCUCUGUAUAGAGAUUUACAAAGCUCUAUACAAAAUCAUGACUCGACAGCUCUUCACAGAGCGAAAUUUUGUGCCAGUGAGAGAAUUCUGUAUAGUCUCUACACCUCUGGCAAAAUUUCUCUGUUUACACGAGUGGAAUGGAACUGGGUAAUGGAGUGUUAGAGUGACGAUGGUUAUGAUAAUCAUGGUGGUGUGUAUGGUGUUGCUGCAACCUCAUUAUGUUCGCUAUGGAAAUGAUUUUAUUACUCGCACUUACCCACUAAGUCUUAGCCUGUUUAUGUAUAGGUGGAACCCAAAUUCAACGGUAUAGGAUUAUUUUUAGAUCACAUUAAAGACCGUCAUCUGGUUAUGUGGAGAGUAAUCAGACGGAAAAUAUCCAUGUAGGUUAUUGGUGUAUGUUACCCAUACAGUGUAUGGUUCACUCAGCGUGUAUAUGUAUAUAUGCGUGUGUUUGUACGUGUUCGUGUACACAGAUGUGUGUAUAUACAGUACAUAUUUUAUAAAGAAUUAAACACAUCAAUGUACUUCUAUUUAUGCUAGAAAUGUGUAACUUCUUCGGCAGAAUAAGAAUGUCUCUAACUUAUAUUCUUUAGCAUCUAGAGCUUAAGGACGACUGUGCUGGUGCAGUUCAUGCUUCUAUUAUAUGUAUUAGAACACGUCAGAUUUAUCAUAUUAAGAUCUUUAUAUUCCAACACUGCGCAGCUGCUUUUCAAAUAAGAGUAUUUUCUUGAAGAGGUGCUAAAACAAAUUAAAAUUCUUUUAAGUAGUGUUGGAGAUAUGGAUUGAUCCCUUAAGGUGGUGUUUUAAGGGACCUGAUCCCCUAUAGGCAGGGGUGGGUAAAUAUUUUGACCAGUAAAGCCUGCUUAAACAAGCUUUCGUGGGCCACACACCCUUGUCAGUAUAAAACUAUAAAUGUUUAUUAAGGCAGACCACACCGUUUACAUAGAGUUUACAUGGAGCUCCGGGGGUCAACGCCCCCGCGGCCCAGUCUGUGACCGUAGUCAAAGUUAAAGCAUUACAAGCUCACAGAGGUCACCCGAAGCACAUAACUCAGCAUUUGGAGAAUUAAGAAAAAUAAUCCUCACUUUAUGGUCAAAGUGAAGUCACUGCUGGUACACAAUAUGGAAAUAUAACCCACAUAACUAGGUAACAACGUAUGAUAAGCUCACAGAUGUGAUACCUACAUUCGCCUGGUGGUAGACGGUAGGUGAUGUGGCCCAUACCUUACUCCUGAGUCAGAAGGAAACCAAAUGAAAGGAGAGAAGAGAAAAAUGGAGAAUUCUUGGGAAAUGAGGUGGGAAUCUGUAGGUAUGAACACUAGAGUACAGGUGGCGCUGACAUGCACUCACCCUGAGGUUACCAGAGAUGAAACCAAAGGAAAGUAGCCGUCCUGAAAUCAGCCUUAAGUGGUUUAUAUUGUGUGGCGUGUUGUCAAGCCGCUGCUUUGGCUACCCAACACACAUGAAUAUAACAUAAACAAAUCGAAAUGCAUUCUUUCUUAUAUUGGAGAUUAAAAAAUUUCAUAAUUUGCUAGACAGCGGUGGGCCAGAUAGAUUUCCUUGGCCCUGGGGCCGUAUAUUGCCCAUCCCUGCUUUAAGGGUUGUUGUAACAACGGGACUCAUCUCUCAAUUGCCAGAAGUUGUCCACCCUCAUAUUUUUCUUCUGGUUCUGCUGAGUUCUUGAGAAGCUGUACUCUCUAAAGAGACAAAUUUACUAGAACCCUAAUGGAAAUAAGUCACUUUGUCCGAUUUUUUAGAGGAUUAUCCUAGGUAAUUUACACUAUGUAUGAUAAUUGUACUUAUGUGUACCUGUGCCUAAAUAAACUUACUAAAGUGGCCCUAGAAAACAUCCUUCAAACAAUAUUCUCGUUGUUCAAGUCAGUAGAAUAUAACCGGAGAAAGAUUAUGUGUGUAGGGGCGAGGAGAGGUCGAAUACUGUGUUGAUCGUUCAAUUUGAUGGUUGAUCUCGACGAUAGGUUAGAUUUCAGCAACUGUAUUGCUAGUGAACUGAUUAUUUGUAGCAGUCUGCUGAGUAAAUAAUUUGAAGGUGUUCAGUCCCUUAACUUCAGUUAUAAAUAAAUAAUUUUGAAGGUGUUCAGUCCCUUAGCUUUAGUUAUAAAUAAAUAAUUAUUAAUAAAACAUUGUACAAAAACAUUUCAUUCCUUUAGCUAUGAUUAAUGAAGUAUUGUACAGAAGUUGUUUAUAAAUAUAUAGAAAAUUAACAUGUAAUAGGUGUAGCAAGAAUCUUCUGCAGUGAUUCUUUUAAUUCUUUCCCGACGAGGGAUUAGGUUAGGUUAGAUACGUCAGGAAACAAGACAAGUGUUUUCUGACGAGAGUCUUGUUCACAUGACUCGCCACUGGAGCUUUUGGUCAUCUGACCGAGGCCUUCCACUGGCUUACCCGUCCACCUCUUUAAAAAUUAGUUAUAAUAGCUUCCCCUGACGGGUGUCUACUAUACCAAGAAGGUGAGUUACGGGAAAGUGAUGACUGAAAGGAUGAACUUUAAGACAGUGUUCUUCCCACUAGACUGAGAAAGUUACUAGAACUCGACUUUUUUUUUUUUUAGUGGGGAUAUUCAGUGAAAUAAAAUGAUUUAUACAUGUGUUUCCUUCAGCAAGGUCAGAUGAGUGUGAACUCGUGUAUACCACAAGGUCAGAUUAGUGGCUCAGUUGGCAGCACACUCGACUCUCAUGCUGACUGUCCGUGGUUCGAUUCCCGGCAUGUGUAGACAGUAGGUCUACCCACCUGUUUCACAUGCCACUAAAGGGAGUUACUGACCUAGGCCUGGUUUCUAAACUUCCCACUAGAUGUCAGGCACCGAGGUGGACCCACACUGCCUGGCAUCUACCUCACUCUGCCUGCACCGGACCUACAGACAAGACCUCUUAGACCCUUAGAGUUCGUCUCCUGGCGUCCCCAUACACGUCCUGCCUAUGUACCCAUUAGAAAAAUAAAUCCACGCUAGUCUGCGACCUUUUAGUAAUCUUCUGUAUUGCCUAUUCUACCAGAAGAUAUGACAUAUAGUGGUUUUACACAUGGAAACACUGGGCAGGUUUCAUUACACCUGGUCCCCCUGUUCACCUAGCAGGAUGUAGGUACCUGGGUGUUAGUCGACUGUUGUGGGUGGCAUACCAGGGGGUGGUAGUUCUUAGGGCCAGGCUUCGACGUAACCUGUGGUAGGAGAACAGCUUGUAACCUGUAAAAUUUUAUUUUUGUUAAAAAGUAUUUCCUCCAGAGGUGUCAGUCGAUAAGGUACCAGUCGAGUGUGUGGUGUAUUAAUCACUGCCAGAACCACCAGCAUCACCACUCAGAUCCCUUCACCUACCCGUUGGAUAGUUCCAAACAGCUUACUGUUGACAACAGUGAAACAGAUGAUGAAGUUACUAUAACAGAACAAAUUUACUAUCUCAGUGAAAGCUUGUGCUCGUACUGACGAGGGUGACAACACGUCCCUCUCUACGUCUUAAUAUUUCCAGUCCCUACGUGCUAAUAAACAGCGAAUAUUUAAUGAUGAUCUUGCUUGGCAACGUAUUACGUUGACAAAAUGCCUUUCCAAGGAGUAUGUUUUGGCUAUGCUAAAGGAAACUAGUAACUACAGAGAAAAUGGAAUUAAAUCCAUUUACCUCAAAAAAAAAAAAAAAAAAGUUCCCUCUUAAAUUAUAGUAAAUAAAAACAACACGUCCUCUUUGGAGGACGGGUUGGUGACUGAGUGAAGAUGACCUGCGACUCGUGCUGGAGUUUUUACAUGCACGAAUGUAGAUGAAUGGUUCAGAGAACCGACAAGUUGAUAAAUUAAACGCAUAUGCAACACUUGGAUAUCUUUGGAUACCUCAUUAUAGAUACCCAAGUGUUGCACAUGUGUCUAAUUUAUCACACGCAGGAAUACACGCAUAUCUGUUCUGAAUCCUGGAGUUCCAGAGUCAUCUUGCUUAAUUCUAAGUAUUGUAAAUAUAUUAAUAAACUAUUUUGUACUGCCCCUCUAGCAUGGAGGUUAAUGGUUGGUGGCCCUAUUCUUAAGACACUCUGGAAAAAAAUCAUUGAUGUGAAUCCAGCAGCACUUAAAGUUAUAGAUUAAGUAGUGUCUGAAUAUGAAAGUUGGUAAGUUGAGGCCACCGGUUACUAGUCAAUACAUGUCUUAGAUUUUAAUAAUAAAGGUCUGGAUAAUGAUA
Messenger RNA from Cherax quadricarinatus, 9406 nucleotides. RefSeq lists its product as uncharacterized. Gene Ontology annotation, cellular component: extracellular region. NCBI's taxonomy places the organism in Eukaryota, Metazoa, Arthropoda, Malacostraca, Decapoda, Parastacidae. The record is from RefSeq and is a predicted model, not a curated record.